This is a messenger RNA of Lates calcarifer (barramundi perch), 1933 nucleotides long. RefSeq lists its product as uncharacterized. The record is from RefSeq and is a predicted model, not a curated record. The coding region runs from base 183 to 1646 and encodes 487 amino acids. Gene Ontology annotation, molecular function: proton transmembrane transporter activity. The transcript has 7 exons. NCBI's taxonomy places the organism in Eukaryota, Metazoa, Chordata, Actinopteri, Centropomidae. Gene Ontology annotation, biological process: proton motive force-driven ATP synthesis.
ACUUGCAGGGCUUUUGUCAGGAAGGGGGCGUGAACUGGCAUAUUCAUGUGUUGCAUAAAAGGUGAUUAGAUUGGACUGAGCCAUGUUCAUGCUGCUGUGAGCCACGUCUGGAGCACUGACCAGCCGAAAAAGAGCAUAUAAGAGCCUUAUUUAUCAAAAGCACAGGCUCGCUGUACAGAAAGAUGGCGGCUUCCCUGCUGAGGAUAGGACGACUGAGCUGUGUCAAGUGUUUGCAGGCUGAGAGCUGGACUACUCUGAGCAGGGCACCUGCAGCUGUAGCCUUUAGCACAAAAUCUGGAGGUUCCAAGAAGUCAUCAAAAAAGAACAACUCAGACAAAAACCGGGCUAAAACAUACUUCGAUGUAGAGAAACUUAUCCAGCACAAGCCAUAUGAGUUUCCCAAGAAAGACGUUAGCCCAGCAGCCGCUGCAGCAGCAGCAGCUGCAGCUAAACCAGCCGCAGAGCCCAUGCCCUCUGCUGCUACACCUGAAGCUGUGGCAACCAAACCUGUAGUAGAAGCUGCCGUGCCAGUGGUUGAAGCCAUUCCCGCUGCUGAAGCUAUUUCUGACCCAGCUUCAACUGCUGAAGCCACACCUAUUGUUGAAGUACCUCCUGCUGUCAAAGUAGUCUCUGAAUCAGCCCCAGCAGCAGAAGCAGCACCUCUUGCUGAAGCUGUGCCAGUCAUAGAAGCUACAGCUGAAGUUGCUACUGAAGCUACAGUGAUUGAUGAAGCUGUACCAGUGGUUGAGGCUGUCGCUGAAGCUGUACCAGUGGUUGAGGCUGUUGCUGCGGCUGUAGUUGAAGCUAUACCAGUGGUUGAAGCUGUUGCUGAAGCUGUUGUUGACGCUGCACCAGUGGCUGAAGCUGUUGUUGACGCUGCACCAGUGGCUGAAACUGUUGCUGAAGCUGCUGCUGCCCCACCAGCUGUAGAUCCUGCUGAAGCUGCUGCCACUGAAACUGCUGCUCCCAUUGCCGAAGCUCCUGUUGCUGCAGCCCCUGAAGCUGCAGCUGUAGCCCCUGCUGUUGAUGCAGCACCAGCGACUGAAGCUGCUCCAGAAGAACUUCCUGUUGAAGUGGUCCCUGAAGCCACAGCUACAAAGACUGCUGCUGAAGUUCCUAUUGAAGCUGCUCCUGAAGCCCCUGCUGCUGAAGUCACACCUGUAGAUGCAGCCCCUGAGCCUGUGGCUGAAGCUGCCCCUGUAGAAGUGGCCCCAGAACCUGUGGCUGAAGCAUCUCCUGUAGAAGUGGCCCCAGAGCCUGAGGCUCAUGCAUCUCCUGCUGAAGUCCCUGCUGAGACUGCACCUGAAGUUUCUGCCCCUGUUGAGAGCACUGAGGAGCUGGUAGACCCUGCAUCUGUUGUAGCUGAAGCUGCAGGAGAGGAGCUGCAGGCGGAGGGCCCACCUGAACCAGUUGAACCAUCUGAGGCACCUAUGGACCCCAUUCAGAAGCUCUUCCUGGACUCCAUACGCGAGUACACGACAAAAAGCCAGGCUACUGGGGGGCUAGUUGAUGCAGGUUCAGAAUAUGAGAAGGCUUUGGCUGGGGAGAUAGCAAAGCUUCAGAGACUCUAUGGUGGUGGAGACCUGACAUCUUUCCCAGACUUCAAAUUCCCAGAGCCUAAGUUGGAUGAAGUUUCCCAGAAGUGAACAUCAGCACUUUACAAUUAAUCUUUUCUACUGUUGCAUUUUUCCUGUACAUCUGUGCUCCAUAAUGGAAAGUUAACAGUCUGCUUACUGUCAGAGUUACAAGAAAUUCUUGCGUCUUGCUAUAUAUGUGAGAAUAGAGCUGUUUCAGUAACUAGAUAUUUCAUGGGAAUGGAAGCUAUAGCAUUAGAUGUACAUAUUUGACAGACUAAGUGAUCCUAGAGCUGUGACAUAAGCUUUGUGUAGACUUAUCCAAAAGUGUGAAGAAAAACAAUAAAUUCCAAUUCAUA